This is a messenger RNA of Mus musculus (house mouse), 543 nucleotides long. RefSeq names its product cytochrome c oxidase subunit 7B2 (gene Cox7b2). The coding region runs from base 153 to 401 and encodes 82 amino acids. Gene Ontology annotation, biological process: oxidative phosphorylation; mitochondrial electron transport, cytochrome c to oxygen. The transcript has 3 exons. The record is from RefSeq and is marked validated. Gene Ontology annotation, cellular component: respiratory chain complex IV; mitochondrial inner membrane. Lineage: Eukaryota; Metazoa; Chordata; Mammalia; Rodentia; Muridae.
AUCUCUUUUUAGCUUUUGCCUGUGUCGUUGCUGGCAGCUGAGUCAGAACUUCUGAGGAGAGCGUCUGUUCUUGUCUGUUCUCGACUGACUUUGCAGAUCUCUGAAAACAGACCUGUUGCUUCAAUCAAUAGUAAUCCUAUUGAUUAAACAUCAUGAUGUUUCCCUUGGCCAGAUAUGCACUAAACUAUCUCAAGACUCCAAGCAUUCUGAAAAUUGUGGGAAGACUGAAACACUCAAAGCCCUCAUCAGAAGAAACUCAUGACAAAUACGGCAAUAUGAUGCUAAUUAGUGGGACUAUUUUCUGUUUAGCUGGAUAUACAAUUUAUAUGACACAGAUGGGUGUGGAGUGGAACCUGUCUCCUAUUGGCAGAGUUACCCCCCAAGAGUGGAAGAAGAAGUAAAUAUCUUAGAUACUGUAAUGCAGCAUUGUCUCAAAAAAACAAAAAACAAAAAAAAAACCAAACAAACAAAACUUGUAGUGGAAAUGUUCUUCUGUUCAUUAAAAUAUAACGUAACAAAAGAAAUAAAAUUCAUUCAAAAUUA